Molecule: messenger RNA, 2423 nt
Organism: Aspergillus heteromorphus CBS 117.55
Lineage: Eukaryota; Fungi; Ascomycota; Eurotiomycetes; Eurotiales; Aspergillaceae
Product: RIX1/PELP1 family protein
Exons: 2
Coding region: 44-2389 (781 amino acids)
Biological process (GO): rRNA processing
Cellular component (GO): nucleus
Source: RefSeq, a predicted model, not a curated record
CCUCCCCCCCGAUCGCUCCCUCCAUUCCGAUCGGCUCGCCAAGAUGGCCUAUAUGUCCAUGUCCCUCCAUGCGGUCAACCACCGCCUGACCAACGUCCCCGUCAAGCAACUACCGCAUCUCGCAUCCUGCCUCGCCGCGUCUCUCAGCAAUUGCGGGGAGCUGCUGUCCACCCCCCAGAGCCAGAAGUCGACCAAGUCGGACUCGGACAAUGCCGUUCAGAUCCAUAAGCUCGUCACUCGUCUCGGCAGUCUGCUGCAGGACCGCACAUAUGAAGGCCGCUGGACCGCCGUGGUGCUGGUCAAGGCUUUGGUGGAAGCCGGCCAGUGGGAGAUUCUUCGGGGAUGCGAACCCUUCGUUCGCGGUCUGAUCAGUAUCCUGGCGAAAUCCGACCCCGUCUCGACCAAGAAAAUGUGCAUCAUCACCUUGACCCGUAUCUUCCACUUGACCUACCAGUACCCAACGCUCGUCCGCGAGAUCACCACCCCGUCUCUACCGGGCUUCAUCACCUCGGCCCUGAACCUCAUCUCCGUCAAGCCCUCUUCCGAGCCCCUUCGGAAGCUCAAGCCCAGUACUCCCUUCGUGGAGGUUGUCCUGCAGGCAUUCAGCGAGCUCAUCGCAAGGCACCCGACUAUCUUCCGGCCCUUCACGGCGCAAAUCCACAGCGUCCUUCAGACCAUCAUCGGUUCUACCGCGCCCACGUUCCCAGAGCCCAUCUUGGAAAUCACUCAGCAACUCUUUAUCUCCCUCCACAACUGUGCCCCGAAGAACAGCGGUGGCGAAGAAUGGAAGAAUGCUUGCCGGAUGACGAUCACCUCUAUCCAUGCGACCUCUUCUUCCGUGUUCAGGGCCGCCGUUGAGCAGUGGGAGUCCGUGGAUCCGUCUGUGCGCCAAAUAUCUCACCCGCAAAACUAUGGAGAGGAGGUGGGCAAUGGGCCUGACGCUCUGGGACUCGGUAGCUGGCGGGGGCUGGAUGCGGGUGUGAACCGACUGGUGGUGCUCUUGCGGAUGCUCUCCGGCUUCCUGGGCACUGCUACCUCCUCUACUGUGGUCAUGCCCGUGGGAGCCAUUCUGGACCUGACUGCCCGCUUGAACAUGCUCACCGUGCCCUCUUCCGGCAGCGAUAUCCAAGCGAACCCGCAGAUAGGCCGUGCCGAGAGAGAGAACAUGCUCACCGAGCUGCCUCGAAUCCACGUUGCCUGUAUGAAGCUCCUGCUUCACCUGGUCAAGACCCUCGAAACCGGCGUCGUCUCGGUCGCACAGACAAUCCUGGAGCAGGCCUUGUGGGUUUUCCGCGCCGAGAAGUUCAGCCGGGAGGUCCGCGCCGGGGUGUAUGAUUUGAUUUCCGCAUUGCUUGCCCGAGUGGGCCCCUCCAUGACCAAGCAGAGUGUUUCUUCUCUGACCAGCACCCUCCGGACUUGCUGCCAUGAUCUCCUGCCGCCAGCCGGCAACCAGAAUGCGCCCGCGGAACGAUCUGACCCGAAGAACAAGACCAAAUCGAACCAAAUCACGGCGAAUGCGGACUCGUUCUUCAACCCUGGACUGAAGCAGACCCGUCAGACGAGCACGUCUUCCUCCUUCCCUUACCUCACCCGCGCUGCGUCGGAGCUCCUCGUCGCGAUCCUCACGCAUGCGCCCACCGAGUUCGUCUCCCCGGCCCUCCGUGCCGAGAUCGACCGCACGAUCAUCAUGACAUCCGACAAGAACGCCAUGCUGGCCAGCGUUCUCAACCCCUUCCCGGCCAUGCAGGGUCGGGGCGUGGGCACCAGCAUCAUGCCCUUCCUGGCCCGCAGCUAUCCCGCGGAGACGGAAGUGGAAAGCCUCAUCCGUCCGCGCAUGCCCGUGCUGAUGAACGGCUCGGCCCUCAACGGGUACACGGCCAUGGACGAGGACGAGGAGGAGGAGGAGGACGACGAAUCGGCCCCGGCGCCUUCCACCGCCCCCGAAGCCAGCGGCUUCCUCAAGCCCAUGGCCACGCCCAGUCUGCACCAAGACAUGAUGGACGUGGAGGUGUCCCCGCCCGCCAACAAACGAAGCUACGCGGAAGACGUCGAGAUGAAAGCGCCGGCGCCGUCUACUGUCGACAGCCUGGCCGGUGCCCAGAGCAAGAAGCUCCGGUUUGAGGCCGAGCAAGCCGCCGCUUCCACGCUGGGGGCCGCCUCGCCUGCCGCGUUCACCGGCACGGCCGCCAUCUCUGUCCCCACGUCCUCGAUCGCCGGCCCGGCCCCUGUGCAGACGACCACCACUGCCACCGUGACCUCGAAGCCCACCCUGGCUGGCGGAAAGAAGACGUCCGCGCUGCCGUCUGCCGAGGCCGCGGAGGACGAGAGCGACGAGGAGCUGCCCACGUUGAACAUGGAUCCGGACACGGAUGACGAGGACGACGAAUGAGCAUCUGCACGAUACAUAUAUAUCCCAUGAUAUC